AUGUCUGCUACAGGCGAACCCUCCGAAAAGGAGAAAAAUGCCUUGAUACGAGAGCAACAAGAAGCUGAAUCGAAAAAGAGAGCAUACAGAGAAAAGAAGCAAGAGAUAAGGGACAUGGCUAAGCAGAACACAAGCCAGGUUAAGUUCGACACUCAAAACCAGCUGCCAGACUACGAUGUAGCUGAGAUGCCCAGAAAAAGAUUCUACAGACAAAGAGCUCACUCUAAUCCAUUUUCAGAUCAUAGUUUGGAGUAUCCACUGGAUCCUGACUCUAUGGACUGGGGUAAGUUUUACCCUCAUUUCUACGAUAAUCAAACACAGAAGAUGUCCAAGAAUGUGGAGAUUGCUGACAUUGGCUGUGGAUACGGUGGUCUUCUUAUUACGUUGGCCAAAGAAUUUCCAGAAGUCUUGAGUUUGGGUAUGGAGAUCAGAGUACAGGUGACACAAUAUGUUGAAGACCGUAUCAUAGCGUUGAGAGAGAAUCACCAGGCAACUAAUGAAUACCAAAACUGUGCAGUUUUACGUGGAAAUGCUAUGAAAUUUAUCCCUAACUUUUUCCACAAGGGUCAGUUGCUGAAGAUGUUUUUCUGCUUUCCAGAUCCACACUUCAAACAGAGAAAGCACAAGGCCAGAAUCAUCACGAAUACCCUUCUUACUGAGUAUGCUUAUGUAUUGAAGGAGGGAGGCAUUGUAUAUACAAUCACGGACGUUAAAGACUUGCAUGAAUGGAUGGUAAAGCACUUAGAAGAGCACCCGAUGUUCGAGAGAAAGUCCAAGGAAUGGGAAGAACAAGACAAGUGCGCUCAGUUAAUGUGGAAUUCGACCGAGGAGGGUCAAAAGGUUACGAGGAACCAAGGCGACAAGUUCAUCGCAUGCUUUGAGAGAUUGCCUACACCAGACGACUGUGACUAA
Candidozyma haemuli is the source of this 912-nucleotide messenger RNA. Its product is annotated as tRNA (guanine46-N7)-methyltransferase. Gene Ontology annotation, biological process: tRNA methylation; RNA (guanine-N7)-methylation. Gene Ontology annotation, cellular component: tRNA methyltransferase complex. The transcript has a single exon. Gene Ontology annotation, molecular function: tRNA (guanine(46)-N7)-methyltransferase activity. Bases 1 to 912 code for a protein of 303 amino acids. The record is from RefSeq and is a predicted model, not a curated record. NCBI's taxonomy places the organism in Eukaryota, Fungi, Ascomycota, Pichiomycetes, Serinales, Metschnikowiaceae.